UGUGUAUGGAUCCAAUGCCAAGUAGUCACAGAGGCCGUUUUGGCCCUGCCAAUUCCGAUAUUGAUACUUACAAUUGUCAAGAUGAUUGAAUUAUUAGAUUUUUGAUCACAAUUAUAAUCAGACAAAACCAUAAGGUGGAAGUUUAACCAUAUCAAUUAUAAAUGAUAAAUGAUAAAUGGGUUAUACUUGUAUAGCGCUUUUCUACCUUCAAGGUACUCAAAGCGCUUUGACAGUAUUUCCACAUUUACCCAUUCACACACACAUUCACACACUGAUGGCGGGAGCUGCCAUGCAAGGCGCUAACCAGCAGCCAUCAGAGGCAAAGGGUGAAGUGUCUUGCCCAAGGACACAACGGACGUGACAUUAGAAUAUUUUUUCUACUAUUGGCUCCGCUUUAAAUCCUUUGAUUAAAGCCUUCCUGUGUCCAGGGACUUUCCUGAUUUUGUAAACAAUGACAAAAAUGACAAAAGAUCUUUUGAUGGUAAAAAAUGUUUAUUGAAUCCCUGUAGUAUCGACCAUACACUGAAACUAUACUUGUUACUGACAACAUUUUUAUGAAUCCGCCCACUUCUGUUCAUAUUCAACAGCUCACAUACUACUUAAAUCCUCACACACACACACUACUGAAAUCCUCUCACACACACGACUGAAAUCCCCUCAUACACACUGCUGAAAUGUUUUUUCUCCCUCAAAUACUACUGAAAUCCUUUCACACACUCUACUGAAUCAUUUCAUAAAAACUACUGAAAUGUUUUUCUGUCAUAUACACUACUGAAAUCCUCUCACACACUACUGAAAUUAUAUCAUACACACAAUUGAAAUCCUCUCUCUCACACACACACUGCUGAAAUUCUCUCACACACACAACUGAAACUGAGAGCGUUUUAUUCAUGUGUGUGAGAGCAAUCAUUUUUCCGUUGUUAAUUUGAAAGUGUUUCAGUAGUGUGUGAGAGGCUUUCAGUAGUGUACAAUGAAUUGAUUAACGUGGACCCCGAUUUAAAUAAGUUAAAAAACUUAUUCGGGUGUUACCAUUUAGUGGUCAAUUGUACGGAAUAUGUACUGUACUGUGCAAUCUACUAAUAAAAGUCUCAAUCAAUGCCUCUCUUCUGGCCCCUGGAGAGAGCUUGGUGUGAAUGAUGUCCAGGGCCUAACAAAGCAAGGGUGCUCCAACAACUGUGGCGUGUUUGUUUUGAUGGAAAACAUGCUUCAAAUUAGGAGAUGGUGGUGUCUCGCUCUCCUGCAGAACUUCCCCAUGCCGUCUGAAGAAGACCGAUUGCAGGACAGAAAACGGCGACGAGUGCAAGGAGGGCUACAGUGUGCAUCUUGCUACGCGCACAGCAGCGUUCAGCCCCUGCAGAUGUUUGGCAAGGGGCCCAACGGGGGCCACUAUCUGUCCCUUCUCACCUACAGGGGUCCCUGCUGCGCCCCUCGGCCCCGCCUGAUGCCUCGCCAUGCUCCUAACAUGACGCUGCGGCAGAUCUUUCGCAUGCUGAAGCUGCUGAAACAGGUCAGGAAGCGAGAAGCUGCUUCUGCUGCUGUCAGGAAACAGGGUUGUGCUCCUGCGGCACCACGUCGGAGAGGAAAUGCAUCCCCAGCUGUAUCAGGCACAAGCGCAAUGUCAAACGUGCCCGCUGAUCCACCUGCCCUAGUUGGCCACACGUGACCUAUUUAACCUUGUUUUCCUUUUACCUCCAAAAACAGCCCAGUAAUGUACAAAUCAUAUUGGAAAGUCAGGUUUAUUUUCAUUAUGAACACAUUUCAUCCUACAAAAAGGUAUCACGCCCGUGCAGUGAUACACAUCAACCCAAAAAGUUCAAAACUAACUGGAGUAUACAUGAAAUCAACUGACUCAUAAUGAAUAUUAUGACGACAAUAUGUUCAUUUACACGUUUUCAGUCACUUGUUUUGUUUACAAACUAUUUCCACUGCCUUUGAAAAUGUACCAAUAUUCCAAAUAUCCGCAAUUCUGCCGGUUUCUGGAUGAAUUUAUAAGCUAAUAACAAGUGGCAACCAUCUUUGAUAUUUUUGCAUGCAGUGUUGUCUUGGUCGGUCAAGUGUGCAAAGUGAAUGAUGCAAUAAAAACAA
This is a messenger RNA of Entelurus aequoreus (snake pipefish), 2085 nucleotides long. RefSeq lists its product as uncharacterized. The record is from RefSeq and is a predicted model, not a curated record. Lineage: Eukaryota; Metazoa; Chordata; Actinopteri; Syngnathiformes; Syngnathidae. The transcript is spliced from 6 exons. The coding region runs from base 1055 to 1663 and encodes 202 amino acids.